Messenger RNA from Amphibalanus amphitrite, 5026 nucleotides. Its product is annotated as neprilysin-2-like. The coding region runs from base 41 to 2548 and encodes 835 amino acids. The record is from RefSeq and is a predicted model, not a curated record. Gene Ontology annotation, molecular function: metalloendopeptidase activity. The transcript has 19 exons. Gene Ontology annotation, cellular component: plasma membrane. Gene Ontology annotation, biological process: protein processing. Lineage: Eukaryota; Metazoa; Arthropoda; Thecostraca; Balanomorpha; Balanidae.
UCGAUCGAUCUCUCAGUCAUGGCUGGCGCCUCCCGCAUCCAUGGGCGAUAAGAUACCGGUGUCGGCUCAGGACAGCACGGCCGAGCUGCUGACGCCGCUCGACCUCGGCUCGCGGCCCAAUGGCGAGGCUGAGGUGCGACUGGCCGGCCGCCAUCACAGGCGCGGUGGUCGGUGCUGGUACCGACUCAGCGUACUGGAGAAGAUCCUUCUGCUGGUGGUAGUACUGCUGCUGCUGGGAUGCACCGCCCUCCUACUAAACCUAGCACUCGUUCUUUCCCGCGAACGGUCGAUGCUAGAGCGGGCGCUAAGCGCCGGAUCAGUCUCAAAAUCUUCUGCCGUCAACUCCAAGCCCAACUCCAACUCCGACCCCAGCCCGGAGCCGGAGCGAUGUCUGACCCCGACGUGUCUGCGCGUGGCCUCGCGCGUGCUGGAUCGGAUGGACCUGACUGCCGAGCCGUGCACGGACUUUUACCAGUACGCGUGCGGCCGGUACGUGCGCACCCACGCCGUACCCAGCGACGCCUUCUCCAGCUCCAGCCUGCAGCAGAUGCAGGAGCAGAUGCUGGUCGACAUCAAAAAGCUCAUUGAAGACCAUGAAGUAUCAGAAAACAUACCAGCUAUCAAGAAGGUGGAGAAGCUUUACUACUCUUGCGUCAACAUCAGCAAGGACCCGGCCACGGAUCUGGAGCUGACUAAUGACUGUCUGAUGUCUCUUCCUCUCCGUGCGCCAGGCAAGGACCCGGCCACGGACCUGGAGCUGACCCGGGCCGUGGUCGGGGUGGAGCUGGCCCGGCUGGGCGGCUGGCCGCUGAUCGACCCCGACUGGGAGGCGGAUCGGUUCAACCUGACCGACCUCAUCACCCGGCUGCACAGUGUCAAGGUCUACAGUCUGCUCGAGGUGCACGUCAACUCGGACUCGCGCGACACGUCCACCUACAUCAUGCAGCUGUUCAAGGGCUCGCCGCUGAUUGAAGAGGACUACCUGCUGAACAAGACGGACGCCCACGCGCGCCGGAACCUGGCCGCCUACCGCCAGCUGCUGAAGGACACUCUGGCGGUACUGGCCGACCCCUCGUCCGACACCGACCAGCAGGCCAAGGAGAUGAUCGACUUCGAGAUCGAGUUCGCCAAGCUGCUGGGUCAGACCUCGUGUGAAGACUCCUCGGUGCUGCUCAACACCACUGACUCGGACGUCCAGCUGGCGGAGCAGAGUCGACUGACUCUGCACGAGCUCACCGAGCUCACUCCCUACUUUGACUGGUCGGCGAUGCUGCAAAACUUUCUAGCGGUGAACAACAUCAGUCACGACAUGCGGAUCGUCGCCGUAGACUGCAAGCCGUUCGUCCAGGCGGUCUCGAAGUUCGUCAACAGCAGUCCAAAACGAGUGGUAGCCAAUUACCUGGUUUGGCGCUUUAUGUUCAAGAACAUUCGCUUCAUGGGCCAGCAACUGCACGAGAUUUGGCAGGAUUUCCGAAAACAGGUCCCUAAUCUAUACGAAGAGCGGGUCUACUCUGUAAGAUGGAAGGGAUGCGCGGAAUUGGUGGAGAAAGGUCUGGGAAACGUCCUCUCCUACAUGUACAUCCAGCAUUACGAUAAACACGGAAUUAAAGCCAAGGUUGAAGAGAUGAUCCAUCAUGUCAAACAAGCUUUCCGGGAGAGCCUUCUUAGCGAAGACUGGAUUGAAGCAGACAUGAAAGCAGCGCUAGUCAAAAAGCUAGACAUGAUGGGUCAGAAGAUUGCGUACCCCAACUCCGUGCUGAACAUAACUGCUCUCAAUGAAGAGCUGGCCGAUCUGCAUUUUGACGACCAGCACCUACUGAACAACGUGCUGCGACUGCGGAACCACGAGGUGCUACAAGACCUGCAGAAGCUGCUGCGACCGGUGGACAAGGACAGAGAUUGGGUUGUCAGCCCAUUGCAAGUAAAUGCAUUUUAUUCGCCCAUGCACAACGAAAUAUUAUUUCCACUCGGAUUUCUGCAAGAGCCGUUCUUUGGCUUGGAUUAUCCAGCCUUGGCCAACUUUGCUAACGUGGGUGUGGUCAUCGGGCAUGAGCUAACGCAUGGGUUCGACAAUCACGGUCGUCGCCACAACUGGGGAGGAAACGUGACCAACUGGUGGUCAGAGAAGCUACUGACAGAUUUCACCAGGCGCGCCAUGUGCAUCGUCAAACAGUACUCCAAAUAUAAACUGGAUGUCGUCGGCAAAAACGUGGAUGGUAACAAGACGGUGGGUGAAAAUAUGUGUGACGGGUCCGGUCUGAAGCAGGCUUUCAACGCGUGGCGAAUGUAUCGACAGGGCCAUCCAAAGGAACCCAGCCUGCCCGGCCUGAACAUGACCGACGAGAAACUCUUCUUCGUAUUCUACGGGCAGAUCUGGUGCGAGGUGGUGAGUCGCGAGGGCUGGGAGAAGUACGCCGUCGACCCGCACAGCCCGGGUCGGUACCGGGUCAGCGGCGUCCUGCAGAAUUCACGCCAGUUCGCCGAGACCUUCAACUGCCCGGUCGGAUCACCAAUGAACCCGCUAGAGAAAUGCGAUGUCUGGACCUAGAGAACCAGUCGCUGUCUCCCCACUAGCAGUUGGAGGGCCCUCCGGACGUCAUCUCUGUAUAGAAAUGGAUUUUUAUGCGUUUCCGCGGUAUAGCGCUAGACAAAAGACAGGAGACAUGCUCUUUUUUUCUUAAAGAAGUGAGCUGCUUAUCUUUGACGCUUUCCAGACUACGAUUCGUCUAAUGGAUUUGACUGCUAUUUAUCGUUAAAGUCAAUGUACUUGAUUCAUUACAAUCGAAGAUGGAUGCACAAAUAGAAUGCCAAAAUGAUGGGCGAUGAAGUCCUCAUAAGCGCACAAAGGAGGCAUCGCAGGUGUAUGCGACCGAGUGUGUACCCUUUUCACUCUCAGAUCUCUAACGUGACCUCUUCUGCGCUCGAAGUACAACUGGCAGGAGGAUGUCACACGUAUAGUCAAUGAAUUGUGGGUUGCUAGUGAUGAUUGGCAGGGGAAUUUUACUCUCCGCAAUUGUUGCCCUGGGUGAGUGCAGGCGCUUUGCUAGGUGAAAGGAACGUAUGCGUGAGUGUAAAUGUGCAGGAUAUUUCACCAGUUCUUACAGAGUCGGCAGGCCGCUCUCAUCUCUACUCUGUCUGUAUACUUCUACUCUUCUUGUGUGGUCAUCAACCGGCCAGAGAGUAAAGUCCAUAAGAAUGUGCGUUCCUUGUGUCCGAUGAAUUUCAUGGAAAUAUGGUUAUUUCAUGUAGCUAUAAUAAGGAGUUACAUACAAGCAGUUUAUAUUGUAAGCAGUAUUAUAUAUUAUAUAAGUUAUUAUAAGCAGUUUCACCAGGAUGACCAAUUAUAUUUUCAACCCUUGAAAUAUCUCACCGUCUCAUAAAACAUGACACAAAGACAACUUCUCAAAACUAAGCCACCUCAUGUUAUGAUAUGUUAUAGCACAGGGAAAGAAAGAUAAGAGUAAGGCUGUUAAACAAGAGUAACGAUAUGCUGCAUUAUUUCUCUUCUGAGCGUUGAAACACAACUUUUCAUGUUGUAACUGGUGUAAGAAUAUCAAAACUUUUAAUGAGAUUCAACAUCAACUUCAGUUCAUUCAUUCUGUUCGAGAAAUGGGCGUAACAGUAACAACAUACUUUCCAAGACAAAGCAUAAGGUUUUUUACGAAUUGUUGUUCUAACUCAUUAAACGCCACAAUAUAUAAGCUCAGAAACUGUAAAACACGUCUUCCACUUUCCACGGCGACAUUGCUGAAAUCAAACUAUGAAACUUAUUUGAUGUCACGAGCCUACAAAUACUGGAUUAUGCUGUAAUGCACAGUUCUAGAGGAUAUUACACUUUAUUUGUUACAUGAACGUUGUUUUACGUUUGUUAAAUUUCCAUGUAACGUUUGGCUGUGUGCGUGAUCACCAAAUUGCAUAGGCGGUAGCUAAAGGCCGAAAGUUUGAUCGUGCGUGCAGAAAUGUUCCAUGUACUGUUCGUUUACUCAUAGACAAGGAAGUAUGCAUAGACGUUAUAGCACCGUUAAAGUACUCUACUAUUAUUGCAUGUAUUGUAACCAUUUCAUGCCAUUGCAGUUACUUUGAUUCCAUUUUGGAUCUAGAAUAACCUGACCUAUAAAGUUUUAUAUUAAAAAUCACUUAUAUUUCGACACUCAUUCAACCAAAUUGAUCUGUCACCGAAUGGAUACCGAAUGGACAUGUUUGUACGUAACGCUAGCACAUCAUUACCCCUUUCGAAAUUGCCUAUUUUGAAGUAUAAAAAGCUUCAAAUAAACACAAGAUAACAGGCAUUGCGGUUCAAGGUUAUCUUGUCGUUAGGUUCAUCGCAACUUUCCAUAUUUUUGUGGUUAUUCUAAUUUUGAAUUUAAAUCUACGGAUGUGCUCUUGCCUCUUCUAAUAACAGAAGCUGAUAGAUUUCCCCACAUUUAAUUUCGUUUAUGAUACCGAUUAGUGAAUUUGUCUCUACAUAUGGUGGUUACGUAAUACGUAAUAUACUUUGGCUCAGUCUAUCCAAAAUAACGAUCAUUGCUGUUACACACCAGGUACGAAAUAGUAGUCCAUUAGGUGGUGAUUUCUCAAUUCAAAUAAAGGGGUUUCUUUUACGCUGGUGUUUCAGCUUAUUGUAUUCCGCUCCGAAUAGAUAAAGCCUUGAACAUUUUUAUUAUAUCUUUCAUCAUUUUCAUCUUAUUCUAGUUGUUUGCUACGCGUAUUUAAGAACGUCUCGUGCCAGAAAUGUCCUAUUUAUAUGUAUGCACAUUCCCUUUAUGGGUCUGACUGGUGGUGUAAAGAGGUGUUCCUUUAACGCGAUGUUGUAAAUUUUAUCUCUGUUUAUAAGUAGUCCAAAGUAGUUUCUUAUAUGUAGACGGCUACCGCGAUCUCUUUCAGAGCACGCUGGACGUUUGCCCUCUAUUCACUCAUCAGCCAGUCGGUCGUUCCUAUAUGUGGGUAAUGAUAAGUUGCCGUUACGUGUAGUGCUGCAUGGUGUUACCAUGUAUGUACUUUUGGAAUAAAAUGUGGCUGGAGCUCU